CAACACCAGCGCAAACAUUUGACUUGCUACCUCUGGUCAUGCUGCUGCCUUGAUGUCCAGCAAAGCAGCAUGGCAAGUAUGGCAGCUAUCACGUCUGUCAGUUGUAGGAAGAUGCCUACCAUAUCAGUUCGGUAGUACAGUCUGGCCUCGUGUUUACCAGAGGCUAGCGAAUGCUUCAACAUCAUGGCUUCCCAAAGCUAGAUUCACCACGGCAGCUGCCGGAUGCAAUGCCCAUGACGCGGUCGACACGCGCAUGAUGGCGUCCAGUAAAGAGGUGGAAGAGCGCAUGCAAGAGCUGGAACACAGCGGCACAAACCUCUAUCCACGAUACACUAGAGACACGCGCGCCCGGGAUAUAAGAACUCUCGUAAACGAGUUCAACGAUGACGCUGGAAGCGACAUACCGGCCCAAAACGCUGCAGCUGCAGAGAUCGAAGGUAUGCCCUUCCAUUCCAGUGCCACAUCAACGGUUGCGUCCUGACAAUCACAGUCUCCGGAAGGAUAACAUCUAUCCGCCUCAGCGGCUCGAAACUCGUCUUUCUCGACCUCGUCCAAGACCAGUGCAAACUUCAAGUCACUCUCUCAUAUGCCGCCCUUACUCUCUCCUCUGUCACGCUCGACACAUUCAAACACCACGUCCGUCUUAUCCGCCGGGGCGACUACAUCUCCAUCCGCGGCAUGCCCCCGUUCCGCAGUAAAAACGGCCAGAUCACCAUCAAAGCGACCACCCUGCCCGUGCUCCAGUCUCCCUGCCUUCAGCGGUUCCCCAUCGAGCAACGGGGCUAUGCAACUGACGAGAUGUCCAUAUCUGAGUCGAACUUCACGCCCCGCCACGUCGAAAUGCUCACCGAUCCGGACGUCAUAAACACCCUCAAAGCACGGUCAAGCCUGGUCCGCUCCAUGCGUUCCUUCUUCGAACAACGGCACUUUGUAGAAGUCAGCACGCCCAUCCUUUCCGCGUCCGCUGGCGGCGCGACCGCCAAACCCUUCGAGACUACAGCCACUCACUUCGACAAUCGCAAGCUAUCCCUCCGCAUCGCGCCGGAACUACCGCUCAAACGCCUGAUAAUCGGCGGCAUGGAUCGCAUCUUCGAAAUCGGCCCGUGCUUCCGCAACGAGGGCCUCGAUAAAACGCACAACCCCGAAUUCCACACUUGUGAAUUCUAUGCCGUCGGUCACGAUCUGCUCCAGCUAAUGACAUACACGCACCAACUCCUCAAAGUCAUUGCAAAUGGAAUCGAAGCUUUGCCAUCCCCACCAAGCUCGGAGCAGUCACGACUCUUACUGCAACAAGUCAACGAGAACGAACCAUUCCGCCAAUUCGACUUCUUACCCACGCUCAAUGCCGCUCUGGGUAUCGAUCUACCCAACCUCGCAUCCCCGGAGGCUCAAAAAGAGCUGCUUCAAAUCUUCAACUCGAAAGACAUCCCUGUUCCCACAAAUCCUACUGUCCCUCGGCUUGUCGAUAAACUAGCCGCGAUAUUUAUCGAGCCUGAAUCCCUAGCGCGCCCGAUCUGGAUCACAAAUAUCCCCGAAUGUCUCUCCCCACUCGCGAAGUCAUACAUACACCCCACCACACCGAAUUCCCAACCUGUCGCCGCUCGUGCGGAACUCUUCAUCCAAGGCAAAGAAGUGGUGAAUUGCUACGAGGAGGAGAACAGUCCGUUCGAGCAGCGGCGCAAGUUUGUCGAGCAGCAGCGUCUAGCCCGGCAAAAUGCAGGCCAGUACGACGAGGAGGCCAUGACCGUUGACGAAGAGUACAUCCAGGCUUUGGAUUGGGGCCUGCCGCCGACAGGUGGUUGGGGUUGCGGAAUUGAUAGGCUCGUUAUGCUCUUCACCGGACGCGAGAGGAUUGGGGAUGUCUUGAGUUUCGGCAAUCUGAGGGCUGUUACGAGAGGGGCGGAAAAGAAAACUUCUGAAUUGUGAGAGAAAUGCGUUCACUCUAUACAAGCUCAGAUUUUCUGUAGUGUAGUGUACAAUAGCAAGAGAAAGAGCAAUGCAAAUGCUCAAAGGCAUCAUCCAAUCUCUAAAUCCUGCUUGUCGUUUGC
Molecule: messenger RNA, 2048 nt
Organism: Exophiala xenobiotica
Lineage: Eukaryota; Fungi; Ascomycota; Eurotiomycetes; Chaetothyriales; Herpotrichiellaceae
Product: lysine-tRNA ligase, variant
Exons: 2
Coding region: 679-1926 (415 amino acids)
Biological process (GO): mitochondrial lysyl-tRNA aminoacylation
Cellular component (GO): mitochondrion; cytoplasm
Molecular function (GO): tRNA binding; ATP binding; lysine-tRNA ligase activity
Source: RefSeq, a predicted model, not a curated record